Messenger RNA from Phanerochaete carnosa HHB-10118-sp, 825 nucleotides. RefSeq lists its product as uncharacterized. The transcript has 9 exons. Lineage: Eukaryota; Fungi; Basidiomycota; Agaricomycetes; Polyporales; Phanerochaetaceae. The record is from RefSeq and is a predicted model, not a curated record. The coding region runs from base 86 to 655 and encodes 189 amino acids.
CCCCACCCAUCCAAAGCCCCCAACCAGUCCUUGCAUCCGCGCUAGUGGCGAAAUACCCUUCGACCCACCACGAAUACCAGCGAAGAUGUCUUCUACAUUUACGCCCACCGAUGUUAUAGACAUGAACAAAGAGAAGAACUGGUCAGCAGGCAUCGGCAUGAUGGAUUGGGACAACACACGCAUCGUUUUCACGAAGCGGUCUCUUAUCGAGUUCCUCAGAUACACGGGAACGACCGUGGAUACCAACUUCCACAACAUCCAGAAGCUACCCAAAUACGCUACCUUCGGCAAGCUGUCUGGAGAAACACCUGCUCAGUCUGCAGAAGCAGCCCCCUCUGCCUCCGACGCCGUCCCAGCAUCCACCUCUGACGACGGUGGCUUCAGGCCUACGAGGCGUGUGCGUGCUGCUCCGGGCGGUGAGACGCACGACAUCUUCGCGCACUAUACCGACGACGACGCCCUCGCGGGCGCGCCGCCGCGCCAGUCUGAGGAGCAGUCUGCGCAGGCUCAGCAAGAGGACAGUGCCGCGGCUCAGACUCGGAAGCAAUCCGGCUCAUUCUGGGACGAGAACCCCGCGCCUAAGGCUGAUUUCAGACCGACCAGGCGGGUUCGUGAGAUGCCCGGAGGUCGUGACAGUAUCUCAGAGAUUCUGUGAUUUUCUCCCUCUCUUCUCAUGUCUGUAAUCAAUUAUCCUUACUGUUCUGAAUCGCGGAUGUACCAUGGAAGCAGAAUUCGAAAUGUUGUAGAGCAAUCAAGUCAAGUGUCACUUUCAUCCAUAGCCCCUUCUUUAUCCUCCAAGCUCAUUUUUAGCAAAUAAUGCACGAC